AUGGCAACAGACGAAUUGUUAGCAAAAGUAAUACUUAAAUUACAAGAUCCUGUACCUCAAUAUGUUUUAGGUUGCCUUCCAGCUAUAGCAACUAUUGGAGCAGCACCUAAAAAAAGCUUUAUAUCCAAGCUAUUCUGGGUUUUUCGAUGCCUUGGUUGCCCAUUUAUAGGAUUGUUUUACACCUGCAAUGUAAAGAUUGACGAAACAACACUAUACUGGCUCAACAAAAGUUGUUUUAAGAAGGUAUAUGAAGGAAACGUUGAGGGACAAAUUGUGGCAGAAGAAGAAAUCCCUCACAGACCUUUCGGACAUCAUGCUAUGAUGGUAAUCCACAAAAAUUCCACCCACUCAAAUCCUAUCGUGCUAGAAAGAUUGAAUGAAUGCGCAGCAUCAAAUGAUACCGUGCUAAAAAGAUUGGAUGAAUGCGUAGCAGAUGCAUCUGUGUUGGAACGAUUAUCAUCAUCGUUCUCAGCAUACUACAUAUUUGUCGGUAUACUUGCAGGAAUAACAAGGGUGAUUGGUCCGCGUACCUGUGAGGAUUGGCCAUAUAUACCAUUAACAUUAUCCUGGACAUUGCCUGCAAUCUACAGGAGAACAGUUCGUGGGAAACUGGUUGUCAAGGAUCCGGAGAGGUUAAAAAACACAGUAAUAUAUGUCGAAAGUUUCGCUAAAGGCAACGAAGAACACCAUACCCGCGUUGUACUCACUGCUUUAGCAUCAAUAAUAGUUCCUUGGAUAUCAAUACUCUUGGCUUACUUCACACCUCCAAUUGGAUAUUUUUGUCGGAGCAAAUAUCUUACAGUAAUUUGUUCCGUAUGGUCAUUCAACAAUAUUCUUGCGUACAUACAUCAUUGGUUAGAAGACAAAUAUGAGCUUCUUGAUACAAUAAUUCGUGUUUGGUUUAACCUUUGUGGUGUUUUCGUAGUAGUUGCUUUUUUUUUGCUAGCCUUGCUAGCCAAUGAAAAUAAAUGGUGGGUAGAUUUGUUUGGACCAUCUUGUGAUGUUUCGGACACAUGCUCAAUUAAAUAUUAA
Ambispora gerdemannii is the source of this 1032-nucleotide messenger RNA. The record is from the annotation of a GenBank genome assembly. Lineage: Eukaryota; Fungi; Glomeromycota; Glomeromycetes; Archaeosporales; Ambisporaceae.